This is a messenger RNA of Chara braunii, 1953 nucleotides long. The record is from the annotation of a GenBank genome assembly. NCBI's taxonomy places the organism in Eukaryota, Viridiplantae, Streptophyta, Charophyceae, Charales, Characeae.
UUGCAGUCACCACGCAGCCUGUUGUCUCGCAUUCAAUGCAGCCUCAGGGCACACAGCCCCAACACCUAGCACAGCAACCUGUUUCACCGGGUCCACAGCCUGGAAUGAUGCAAAGACCGGGACAGACACAGUGGGUUCCAAAGACGGCUGUCGCCGCUCCCAAACCUUUCACAGGGGACAAGAGAGGCGAGGACCUCGACACAUGGUUGAGGGCUUCUACGUAAGGUGCAAACUCACCUUGCCGCACGACGAAGUGCUUGUGGCUGCGUCUUACCUUGAGGGUAGUGCAGCGAGAUGGUUGAGUGGUCUAGUGCAACUUCAGGGAUAUGGUCAGGACUUCCGCGCUUGGGUGGCCUCCAAGAAAUUGGAGGACUUCCUGAAGAUGGUGGAGGAGAGGUGGCAUGAUCCUCAGGAGGCUCAAAGGGCCACUGACGCGAUCCUGACACUGCACACGCRGCAGUUUAAGUHRGUAAGGGAAGCCACCGAYGYUGUUGAGCRUYYGAUCUGUGUCCCUGGRGUACGCUAUGAUCCUCAGGUCCUGUUGACUUCGUACCUGAGAUGUUUUUCACAGCCUCUCAGGAACCAGUUGGCAAAAGAGGCCAACAUCAAUAUGCACAACUUCCCUUCGUUUAGCAAGGUGGCCCUAGACCUGGAAGCAAAGAUAGGGCAUGGACAGGCACCCACUACGGAAGGGAGAAAGAAGACACUGCCUCCCAACUGGAAAGCGAAAGGUCGCAUUAUGUUUGUCGACAACGAUGGAUCAACCAUCGAGUUGAACGACAACUUCCAGGAGGGAGUAGGUGCAGAGGCGGGUGGCGAUACUUCAGAGGGUGGAGUAGUCGCCGCCGUAACCCAGCAAAAAGGUAAAGGGACUGGUAGAUGCCCUAGGGGAUCCCGGUCGAAGAGUCAAACAGACCCCAAUGCUCCUCCAUGGGAGAAAGCGGGUCUAUCUGAGGACGUGUGGAGAGAUCGGUGGGCACGGCAAGCUUGUAUCAAGUGUGGCCAAUAUGGUCAUAGCAUGUACAAGUGCCGUAAUAGGAAGGUCACCGAGAAGAUCCCGCCCACUAUGGGGUCGGCGGCAGGAUCCUCUCAACCCGGUGGCAGCAACAUUGCUAGUUCUUCAGGCAAUGCUCCGGGAAACACGAACAUGUGGCACAUCUGGACAAAGUCGUCGGCCUCCGGACAGCACAAGUUCAAGAUCAACGGUGAGAAGUGCGAGUCUGGCCGCACCCGUGUCUUGUACUUGGGUCAUGAGAUUUCUGCGGAGGGAUUAAAGCCCGAUGACGCGAAGGUGGCCAGCAUUCGUGAUUGGCCACGUCCUCAGUCCGUGACUGAGAUGAGAUCUUUCUUAGGAAUGAUAGGCUACUGUAGGACUUUCGUUAAGAACUACAGCAUAGUGGCCGCCCCUUUGACUGAUCUGACCCGCCUUGACACCCCUUGGGAGUGGACAGAUAAGUGCGAGGCUGCUUUCGGACAUCUGAAGCAUGCACUGACGCACUAUGAAGUCUUGAAACUUCCUGAUCCUGACAAACCGUUUAUAGUCACAACGGAUGCCAGCGAAUAUGGCAUUGGCGCCGUGCUUGCGCAGCAGGAGGGGCCAAAGUUAAGGCCAGUUGAGUACAUGUCCAAGAAAAUGUCGUCUCAUAAGUUGGCUAAGUCUACUUAUGAGAAGGAACUCUAUGCGGUGUACAAGGCUCUCACCCAUUGGAGACACUAUCUCCUUGGGCGGUUCUUCAUCCUCCGAACUGAUCAUCAGACCCUGAGAUGGAUGAGAACACAACCGGUACUCUCAUAUGCUCUCAAGCGUUGGAUCGAAGUCAUUGAGCAAUAUGACUUUGACCCUCAGUAUCUCAAAGGGGAGUACAACGAGGUUGCUGAUGCCUUAUCGCGCAGACCGGACUUUUGAGGUGCGUUGAUUAUUGAGUUCGAUCUGACGGACGAUGUUACUGAGUC